AAAAUAAUAUUGUAAGUAUUUUAAGUGAAGAAAACAAAAAAGAGGAAAAAAAAAAGGAAUAUAAACCUACAAAAAUAAUUGCGCGGGAAACCCGACCGCGCGGGGAACAUAACUCGGCCGUCCGGUCUCCGUCUUCUCCCUUCGCCGCCUCCAUGGAAAAGUUCGUCGAGCCCGUUCACUCACCUCAACAAAACCCUAAGCCUCCUCUCAGGCCUCACUGGAAGCGGAUGAUCGCCGAACUCGAAGGAAGAGUCCCUUUCUGUUAUCGGCGCCAAGCUUCUCAGCUUCUGCUUGAUUCGCUUGCCGAGGUUAGGAUUUUCGAACAUAAUUACAGAACCGAACCUGAUGGCUGUCCGACGCGCAUGGCACGGAUGGCUAACGUUGCAAAUCUGGACAUGCCGGUUUCUUAUUUAAGGCAGGGGACUUCUGGAUUAGACUUCGACACCAAGGGAAUUUAUCUUGCAUCAGUAACAAAAACAGGAUGCUUAACAGUGCAUGACUUUGAAACCUUGUACUGUACAAUAUAUGGUCCAAAGUCAAGUUCAUUGGAGGAUGAGACAAAGGAUUUGCUCCAUAUUUAUACCUCCAAGGCAUUAGAUUCUGUUCGCUGGAAUCCGACUAAUCAAGAUGAGGUAGCUUGUGCUUCUAGACAACAUGAUAAAGUCAUGCUUUUUGACAUUGGUUAUAUCUCGUCUGAGCCUGUUGAAGUGUUAGAGAAAGGCAAAUCAAAGUUUUCUCAUCAUACUUGUGAACUCUACAAUGGGUUGUCUGAAAUAAUGUUUGCUUCAGCUGACAAGUCAAGGUUGCUUGCUUCUGGUCUUGAUGGUGCUAUUUACAUAUGGGAUAAGAGAUUGAGUAAUUUUCCAUGUCUUGAGCUAACGACUAAUUCACAUAGCCAACUUAAUAGUAUUGCAUUGGACUUGGAAGAUCGGGUUGUAUUUGGGGCAAGUAAACAAGGAAUCAUUUAUGCUUGGGAUCUUCGUGGAGGACGGCCAUCAUAUGCUUUUCAAAGUCACAAUGAUGCAUCUUGCUCCCUCCUGGCAUCUCUAAAGGUUUCGUCAAUGUUGGAGAGAAUCACAACUUUAAAGGCACAAUCAAACAUCGUCUCAAGGGAAAUUCACUCCAUCAGCUUUGAUCCAUCUUGCUAUCAUCAGUUAGCAUUUCAUCUGGAUGAUGGCUGGUCUGGAGUCUUGAAUGUCAGCAGCUUCAAUGUGACACAUGUGCAUUGUCCACCGCCUGCUUGGUUGGAUGGCAUGGACAUAUCGACAAGUUCAAUCAUGCGAAGACCCUCUUGGCUUCCGACGUGCUCGAUAUAUGCAGUUGGAUCUUCUUCUGGUAAUGGGUUGUAUCUUCUGGACUUCUAUCCAGGCACAAGCUCAGCAUGUCAUGUAGACUUCAACGAGGAAUCACAGAACACUUAUAAGGAAUAUCGUGGAGCAGUCAAAAACCAGUAUGUUCCUGUGUCACAGAACAUACUAGUCUGUGCUGUCCAUCCCCUCAAUGAAACAAUAAUUGCAGGGACUAAGGAAUCUUCUUUGCUGGUGGUCUCUCCAAGGCUUCAGGAGCUCCAGAGCACAAACUCUACUACCUGAUGGCCAUAAACAUGCCAGCAUCAUCAUCAGUGACUAGUGAGAACAUGUACAUGAAGCCCAUGAGUUAUCAAUAGCCACCGAUCUUGGUUUAUAAACACACAUCUGCAUAUCUCUGUUCACUUCCGAUGUGAAACACCGGGUGAAAAGUGGCUGACCAGCAGAGAAAGCCAAGGAAAACUGAAGUGAGCAGCAGCUAUUUUUGUGCCUCAAAUAACCACUCAUUUAUGCUACAAGAACAAUGUCUGCCGGGAACUUUUGGGAAGCAGAUACAGGUCAGCAAGAUACCCUUCUCGACUGUCAAUCCGAUCUAUUUAUUUGAUGCUGCCUUUUCUGUCAUGGUUUCAAGAUGCUCCAAUGGUUGUUAUAUCAAGCUUGUUCAUUAAAAAAAACUGUUGUUUGCGUUACCAUUUUAAGAUGGGGGUUUUGAUUUCAUUUAAUUGAUAAGUGAUGAAGGCGAGAUUCGAGAUUAGGAUCUU
Molecule: messenger RNA, 2068 nt
Organism: Musa acuminata AAA Group (dessert banana)
Lineage: Eukaryota; Viridiplantae; Streptophyta; Magnoliopsida; Zingiberales; Musaceae
Exons: 18
Coding region: 153-1592 (479 amino acids)
Molecular function (GO): protein binding
Source: RefSeq, a predicted model, not a curated record